Messenger RNA from Nannizzia gypsea CBS 118893, 576 nucleotides. RefSeq lists its product as hypothetical. The transcript has 3 exons. The record is from RefSeq and is a predicted model, not a curated record. Lineage: Eukaryota; Fungi; Ascomycota; Eurotiomycetes; Onygenales; Arthrodermataceae. Bases 1 to 576 code for a protein of 191 amino acids.
AUGGCUGGUCCACAAGGCGCCCUCGCUACCUCCUUUAAGGCGGUCCGAAUACUCCAGGCUAUCAGCCUCAUUGCCAUCAUUGGAAUGACUGCCAACUUCAUUGCUCAGAUGGUCAACGCCAAUGCCACUCCCCCAGAUGUGCUCAUCGGCACUCUGAGCGUGACCGUCAUUGCAGUCUUGUACUGCGCUAUCACCUUCAUCCUUUUCCUUGAUGGCGCUCUCCCAUAUUUAAUUAACCUUGGCUUGGAUGGAGCCCAUUUGAUUGCUGUCGUCGUCGUCGCCGUCACUGUCGGAAAGCCGCUAUCAUAUCUGAACUGCAACGUGAUCGGACAAGUCUCUGGCGGCCAUGCAUCCGUGUAUGAUUUCGCUAACGCUCUUGGCCAGAGCCUUGCCAAGGAUGGCGGAAAGAUCAGUUACACUCAUUGGAUCGGGGCAUCUAAGCUCACCUGCUAUGAAAUGAAGUCGAUCUGGGGUCUGAGCAUAGCUCUUUGCAUCCUGUUUGCCUUCUCUGCUAUCUGCAGUGCCUGUCUCUGGCGCCAAACCAAAGCCAGCGCUCCCAAAGACAUUGAAAGCUAG